Molecule: messenger RNA, 4246 nt
Organism: Amborella trichopoda
Lineage: Eukaryota; Viridiplantae; Streptophyta; Magnoliopsida; Amborellales; Amborellaceae
Biological process (GO): endosome organization; endosomal transport
Cellular component (GO): WASH complex; endosome
Source: RefSeq, a predicted model, not a curated record
UCCCCGUUCUCCAAUGAAACGUUUGGAGUGGCACGUACACAUACACCAAGAACGGCUUCUAUGCAUAACAAACUAAAGCAGAGGCUCAGCUCAGUCACCAAGUUCUCCAAUUCGAAACCCUAAUCUUGAAAACCAGCAACCUCAUUAAAUUUGUGGAGAUAGUUUAAGCAAUGGGCACUGUUGAAUUGGAGGAACAACAGGAGAAGCUUCGAAGAUUUGUGGAUUCAUGGAGAGAUAAAAGCUUUGACAUAUUGAAUGGGCUUGAUGAUGAUGGUUAUGGGACCUCUUCGAUACUCGAUGUUCAAUGCUCAGAGUUGGACCCCAUCCAUGUCUGUGUGGAGCCAAUGGAGUAUGCUUCGAUUCCGAGACUUGUUGAGGCCGAUAAUGUUGGUGUUGCCAAGCUUGUCACCGUGCUUUCCUACAAUUGUUUCGAAAUUUCCAAGCUUUGUAGACAGGCUUCAACAAAUAUUUAUUUGAAGUUGCUUAUGUUUGGUCAUCGAUCAAGUUCACAAGAGAUGCUUUUGGAAGGAGAGUCACAAAAGGCUUUUGGUCACUCUUUAUCCUUGUUCAUGGAAGUAUCCGAUAUCACAUGUAGAGCGAUUGAAGUGAUGGGGAACUUGCUUCAACAACUAGAUUCCAUUUAUUUGCAAGAGCAAAAUCACAGACCAUAUCAAUUUUUAAAAAAUGCUACAUUACAAACUACAUUUUCAACAUUUGGUGAUGGCUUGACAAUAUUCUUGGUUCUCGACGAAAUUUUACAGAAGAAUAGCCAUAUUAGGAGCCACAUGUCUCUCUUCAUGAGGAUGAUUGCGAAGGUGAAAUUGGACCCAAAUAGUUUUGAUAUAUCAUUGGAGGAUCUGGACUACCUUGACCAAGUGGUUAAUCAACUUGAAAAGUCUUUCCAUGAUGGUUUUCUCAAGCGGUUAUUUAAGGAGGACUCAUUGUGGCAUGGGACACUUCAGAAGAUCAAGUCCAACAGAAAGUUUCUUGAUGCUUUGUCUUCAUGUACUUAUGAGGGGCUGUCUGAUAUUUCUCAUCAUUUAGAUACAUGGAAGGAGUAUCCUUGUGAUAGAAAGAACAUGUUACGUUAUGUUGCUCUAUUUGUCUUCAGAUCAUAUCUUUUGGUUGAAACUGUAGAAAAACGUAUGGGAAAGGUGAUUAUUGAGGUGAUUUGUAUGGCUCCUGUAAUUUAUGUGGAGGGGGGCAUCAGAUUUGUGCUUUUGGACUUACUAAAUAAUCAACUUCCUCAGUCUGUUAUCUCUUGGCCUCUGUUUAGACAAACUUCUAGGGACACCGAUGUCAGAAAUUAUGUUGAACAUGUGGAUUUUAUAUUUGGAAGGGAUUGGCAAACAAUGAGAGAUGCAUUAGCAGGUUGGGUAGCAUCCUUUCAUGCAUAUCCCAUGACUGUGUUUUCAAGCAUUGAAGGAAUCCUUCGCACUUAUUUUAGACAAACUAUUCAGGGAAUACUCUUGGCACAUAGAUUGCAAACCAUAGCCAUGUCUUUGCUUGACCUACAUGCAUAUUUUGAGGUUCCUAUCAAGAGAGAGAAAGCAAAGUCUCUUUGCCACAUACUUGUUCUAUUGAAAGUGGUUGAGAACACUUUCUGCAAGAAGAUACCUGAUAUUGUUCGAAGUUUGCCUCAUAUCAUACAUCUUGUUCAAGCUGAUAUAGAGCAUUUUCUUCUUCCUGUCAAGGUUCCUAUCAUUGUUUUCAUGUUCUAUAGUUUUUACAGACCGACACGAUUUAUAUUUUUUGAUAUGCAGGACGAGUUGCAUUCAGAAAUUGCCAAAGGAGGCCACUCUAGCAAGUCAAGCUUUUUGAGCUCUAUGAUAGGGAGGGGUAAGGAUAUAGAUAUAAGGAUCACUGAUUCCCUUUCUUUGGUUUUGAUAGCACUGAAAAUGCUACAAGGAGGGGGGAAUAUUAAGAGGCUAUGUAUUGUUAAUGUUGCACUAGAUAUUCUCCAAAGCAUAGGUCACGUGGACAUGAACUAUCCAAGAGUUAGAAAGCUGAUUUCUAAGCUGCAUAUGGUUUCUGAUUUUCAAAGAGUUGUUGGCGAGGUAACAAAUUGCAGCUUCUUGUACUGGAGAAAAGAAAUGAUGGGAACUUGGCUCCCUAUGGUUUACACAGAUGUCAACAAAAUUUCAUGGUUGCGGUUUCUUCUUGAGGCAUUCUGUGAUGGGCUACGGCUUCUUAAAUUUGGAAAUGUUGGUCGGUUGACUCUACGCUCAUUCGAAGGGGAGAUAAAGGAUGCUCUAAAUAACGAAAUUAUGGUUCCUCUUUGUAGAGAUAUUGAAACUGAUCUCCGCCUUCAUGUACACUCCACCCAUAUUAAGGGAUCUGUGCAUGUGAACCCAACAAAGACUGGAGUUCGUAAUCUUUCUUGGUAUCUACGGUUGGAACCUCUGAGAUUACCAUUCAAGCUUAUCCAUAUAAAAUCACACGUCGAGGCAUAUCUUGAUUCUACGUUCUAUAACCACACAGCCAUGUCCCCUUACAACUGGAAGACAUACACAGAAAUGAAGCACUUGGCAGAGCUCAAAUAUGGGGUUGUUUUGGAUGGAAUUCACCUUCCGGAGCGUUCGUUGGAUCUAGGACUUGAUGUUCUUGAUAUUAUGCGCAAUUUACAUCAGUUUGCUGAGUCUUACAUGUACAACAUAAAUGCACAAGUUUUCAUUGAGAGGGUUUCAAGUGAUCAGGGUCGGAAGACUAUAAGGAUUAUCAGUGUGGAUCAUGUUGCCUCUUCUGUAGCCACCCAUGGUUUGGGAAUCAUAGAUACUGUAAUGCAUUCAAUAAACUACUUUCUAGAAGAGAAGAUUGCUUCACUGUCUGAGGUUUUUCAAGAUGACCAUUUUAGAUCGCAGUUAUUGAAAGAAUACAAAUUCUGGAAGAAUGACAAAGGAUAUCUCGACAAAUACCCCUUUUCUCGGGCCGAAGAGCUGAACGAAGCCACUGGAAAAAAGGAUGUGGAGGUUGAAGAAUUGAGCAUUUUGGAACAAGUUUGUUCUCUUCUCACUGAGAUUGGUAAUGUGGUUGGGUUCGCCAAAAUUCUCCAAACAGGAAGUCUUCGUCAUGCCUGUACUAUUUCUCAAACAAGUAGAGAUAUGUGCACAAUGCUGGAUCAUAAGUACAGUUUGUCGGAUCAUGCGAAUUAUCUCUCAAUCCUUGACAAUGCACUUUUUAAGGGCCUCCAAGGCAGUGAAAAGGCCCAUUUGAAGCAAUUUUUCCUUGUAAUUCCAGCUUUAACAAUCAAUGUAGUAGACAGUAAAGUCCAUUAUAAAGACAAAGUAUUGCAGCGGGGGCGUGAUGCCGCAAACCAAACACCAUCAGAUGAUGGCUUCAUGCUUGGGAUUGCUUACAUUCUCAAGCUUAUGGGGCAAGGCGAGUUGUUUGAUGGGCUACACUGGUUUUCUUCCGCAACAAGCCAUUUUGACGAAGCAAUGGCAUCUGCGGUUGAGAGUGGAGGGACAGAGCAACGAAAGGGGAGUGGACUUGCGCUUUUGAAACUUUGGAGCUCCUCGCUUGCUACUGUCUCGUCAAAAACGCAAAAGGUUCUCGACACCAUUAAGCGAUGUAGGAUGGAGAUGGAGCUCAUUGAGUUUGGUGUCAACACUGCAAGAACAAUCUUGUAUUGAUUGAUAUCUACAGUUGACUUCCUCAAGAUGAAGAGGCAAGGAUGUGAUCAUUGUUGGCUUCACACUGGCCUUUGUGGCCCUUGUGCUGAUAUUGUUCUUUCACCUCUAUGAUAGAGAGAGAGCCAUCCCCCGGUACACCCUGCCGUUCUCUUUUGCUGAUGUCUAGGUUUGGCCUAUAUGGUUCAGCGAGCAUCGGCACACCAUAACCAUGAGAGAGAGAGAGAGAGAGAGAGAGAGAGAGACCAGAUUGGGUUGCAUCCAAUUACAUUAUAUCCAUUGUAUUGCUACAAGAUGUUAUACAUACCAUAUCCAGGUCAACCCUGAUCUGACUUGGGAGGUCCUAGCUGGUUCCUGCCUGGUUUAGAUCAAGUGGACCUGGACCCGGUUGAGUCAACUUGCUGAUAAGCAGCCCUACUAGGUGUCGAGAUGUUUCGGAAGAAAGCUCAAUCAAUUUGGUCAUAAAAGAAUACACUCAUAUGCUCGCAGAUAUAAACGUAUAGACCUGUAGGCAUGUGUAUACAUACACAAGUUGAAACCCAUUAAAACAUAUACAUUUACAUGAUAAAGGUAAUGUUCGAGGAAUUGGAUCUCAUCCAAAGACGGAAAUUGUUGUU